AUGCGUCCGUUCCUUCCACAGAGUCUUCGCGCCCUGCGCACUCUCUCAGCCAAAACCACAUCCACCACCUCAGCCCGUUUUCUCUCUACACAGCUCCUUCGGCCUCAACCCCUCACUCGAGCUUCAAUCAUUGGCCAAGCGCGCUUCAUUAUUCCUUCAGCCGUCCGCCACAAUUCCACGGCCUCUCCUCUUACCGCUGAUACCGCCCAACCCGAAACCGACGCUGAGCGCGAGCGCAGAAAUGAAGAGCGUCGCAGUAAAGAAGAAGCCUACAUGAUUACCUUCACUUGCAAGCCAUGCGGUGAUCGGUCUUCGCACCGCAUGUCGAAGCAAGGCUACCACCGCGGCACGGUGUUGAUCCAGUGUCCGUCUUGCAAGGAGCGGCACAUCAUGAGUGAUCAUCUGGGGAUUUUCUAUGAUACGAAAGUGACAUUGGAGAGCAUCAUGCAAGAAAAGGGGGAGAGCAUCAUGCAUGGAAAGUUGAAUGGGAAUAUGGAAUUUUGGGAUGAUGGAACAGUGAAGAAGUCCGCUUCCAGAAAGAAGGCUACAAAGGGCAAUGAAGGCGAGGCCAAAUCUAAUUAG
This is a messenger RNA of Penicillium odoratum, 582 nucleotides long. Its product is annotated as DNL-type zinc finger protein. Gene Ontology annotation, cellular component: mitochondrion. Gene Ontology annotation, biological process: protein folding; protein stabilization; protein import into mitochondrial matrix. The transcript has a single exon. NCBI's taxonomy places the organism in Eukaryota, Fungi, Ascomycota, Eurotiomycetes, Eurotiales, Aspergillaceae. The coding region runs from base 1 to 582 and encodes 193 amino acids. Gene Ontology annotation, molecular function: protein-folding chaperone binding; zinc ion binding. The record is from RefSeq and is a predicted model, not a curated record.